Colletotrichum phormii is the source of this 7683-nucleotide messenger RNA. RefSeq names its product beta-ketoacyl synthase domain-containing protein. The transcript has 8 exons. Gene Ontology annotation, molecular function: fatty acid synthase activity; oxidoreductase activity; phosphopantetheine binding. Gene Ontology annotation, biological process: secondary metabolite biosynthetic process; fatty acid biosynthetic process. Bases 1 to 7644 code for a protein of 2547 amino acids. NCBI's taxonomy places the organism in Eukaryota, Fungi, Ascomycota, Sordariomycetes, Glomerellales, Glomerellaceae. The record is from RefSeq and is a predicted model, not a curated record.
AUGCCGUUCAUUGACGAGCCCACCCGUGCUGAAAGCACAUGUCAGCCCAUCGCCAUCAUCGGCAUCGGGCUGAGAGCCCCAGGCGAUGCUUCUGACCCAGAGAAGUUCUGGCAGAUGCUCUUGGACGCUCGCUCUGCACGGUCCGAGAUUCCCAAGGAUCGCUACAACGUUGAUGGCUUUUACCAUCCUGACCCUGAAAGACUUGGAAGCAUCCAGCCCAGACAUGCGCACUUCUUGAAACAAGACUUCAAGGUGUUUGACGCACCAUUCUUUUCUGUCACACCCAAGGAAGCUAAGGCUAUGGAUCCGACUCACCGGAUGCUCCUGGAAGCAACAUACGAGGGGUUUGAGAAUGCUGGUCUGAGACUGGAAGACGUCUCGGGAACUCAAACCUCAUGCUACAUUGGUACCUUCACCGGAGACUUCCCCAACCUGCAAGCUCGUGACAACGAAGGACCCUCUAUUUACCAUGCUACCGGCCUUUCUUCAUCCCUUGCCUCAAAUCGGCUUUCGUGGUUCUACAACCUCAGGGGUCCCUCUAUGACGAUCGACACUGCAUGCUCAUCUAGUCUGACGGCCUUCCACCUGGCUUGUCAGAGCAUACGCACAGGAGAGGCAGAGAUGAGUGUUGUUGCUGGCGCCAAUCUCAUGUUUGGCCCAGACAUGUCCAUCCUGCUCGGUGCCGCCAAAAUUCUCUCUCCCGAGGGAAAGUCCAAGAUGUGGGACGCGAACGCCAACGGCUUCGCUCGCGGAGAAGGAUUUGGCGUCACUAUUCUCAAGCCCUUGGAUGCCGCGCUUCGCGACGGCGAUACCGUCCGUGCUGUUGUGCUGGCCUCAGCAGCAAACGAAGAUGGCAGAACCCCUGGUAUCUCACUGCCGAAUAGCGAAGCUCAGCAGGAGCUUAUACGCACUGCAUACCGCAAAGCUGGCGUUGAUCCUGCAGAGACUGGCUACGUUGAGGCACACGGCACGGGAACGCAAGCUGGCGAUCCUCUGGAAGCCCGUGCUAUUCUCAAGACGAUAGGAGCCCAGCCCAGCCGCAAGUCUGAGCUGUAUGUUGGCUCGGUAAAGACCAACAUCGGUCAUUUGGAGGGUGCUGCUGGUGUGGCUGGUGUUAUCAAGGCUGCCUUAGCCGUCGAAAGGGGACUGAUCCCCCAGAACUUGUGGUUCGAAGAACUCAACCCCCAGAUUGAGUUACCAGAGAACGUCAAGAUUCCCACAACCCUUACCGUGUGGCCUCAUAGCGGCCCACGACGUGCUAGCAUCAAUUCUUUUGGCUUUGGAGGAGCCAAUGCCCAUAUCAUCCUCGAGGAUGCUGCAUCCUAUCUCCUUCGCCAUGGUCUCCCAGGACGUCAUGCGACCGUCCCUAAGCCAUGCCUGCCUCAUUCUCCUUCCAGCAGUUCCAGCGAUAUCGGCUCUGAAACAGAGACGACGAGCAUCAUCAGCCCGGAAGAUCCCAGCUCAAAACUCUUUGUGCUUUCCGCCAAUGAUCAAGAGGGCGUUAAGCGCAACGUCGAAAGAAUGAUCGACUAUCUUGCCACCAAGACCUCUGGCCAACCUCUCUCAAUGACUGACCUUGCCUAUACCCUCUCUUCGAAACGGACAACGUUGCCCUGGAAGUCUUUCGCCAUUGCUUCCGACAUUAACAGUCUCUACCAGAGCCUCGAGACCAUCCCCGCUGUUGUUAGAUCGUCCAACUCAUCUGUGCCGGGCGUCGCCUUCGUGUUCACUGGCCAAGGAGCCCAGUACUCCCAGAUGGGCAAAGGUCUCUCCGUGUACAAGGCUUUCAGAGACAGUAUGCUGCGCUCUGAAACAAUUCUCAAGUCUUUCGGCUGCUCCUGGACGUUGACCGAAGAACUGGAUCGCCCCGAAUCCGAGUGCAACCUACGCCGAACGGACUACAGCCAGCCAGCUUGCACUGCCUUGCAAAUUGCUCUCGUUGAUCUUGCCAAAGAGUGGGGUGUUAAGCCUGUCGCCGUUGUUGGUCACUCUAGCGGCGAGAUUGGAGCCGCCUAUUGUGCAGGCUUCAUCGAUCAUGAAGCGGCGGUGAAGAUUGCAUGGCUGAGAGGUCAGGUUUCCAAGACUGUUUCCAAGCACGGCGGUAUGUUGGCCGUGUCUGCGAGCGCCGAGAGCGUCAGCGAGCACCUUCAAUCCCUGAAGCUCGGAAAGGCCAUCGUCGGCUGCCUCAACAGUCCCAAGGCUUGCACGGUCUCUGGUGACGAUGUUGCUAUUGGCGAAUUGCAGGAGAUUCUCAAGGAAGCGCAGAUCCCCUGCACUCGCCUGCCGAUGGAUGUGGCCUACCAUUCGUUCCACAUGGAAGCCGCACGAGAGAGAUAUGAGGCUGCUCUGACAGGCAUCCCUCAUCGAUCUUCCGACAUUCCCAUGUUCUCCUCUGUGACUGGAACGCUUGUCACUCCAGAGAAAAUGACACCUUCCUACUGGGUGGACAACCUGGUUUCUCCCGUCAACUUCGUGGGCGCCGUUCGUUCUCUUCUGCACCAUACCCAAGGCAAGGCCCGAUCUCAUGAUAGGUCUGCGUUUGCCAGUGUCUUUGUCGAGCUGGGUCCUCACUCGGCUCUGAGAAGCUACCUGCUCGACACAUUCUCUACUGAGGACAGAUUCUCGGACCUGUCCUAUGCCACGAUACUACGACGCAAGUUCGAUGGGGCUCAAACUGCUCUGGAAGCUAUGGGACAAUUGUGGACCAAGGGGUGUGACGUUGACAUCAACCGCGUCAACGAAGUCGCAGCUGAGACCGGUAUGCUCGUGGACUUGCCACCAUACGCAUGGAACCACAAGCUCUCCUUCUGGGACGAGUCCUACCUCAGUCGCGAAUACAGACUUAGAGAGAAGCCACGUACCGAUUUGCUUGGAUACCGAAUCCCGGGCACUCCGGAUCCCACCUGGCGCAACUUCCUCCGGUGCAAUGAAAACCCCUGGAUCCGCGAACACAAGGUCCAGGGCGACAUCCUUUAUCCCGGGGCGGGUAUCGUUGUCAUGGCUAUUGAAGCAGCCCGUCAGCUUGCGGAAGAGAACGCCACAGAGGAGGUCUACGGAUACGAACUCCGCGAUGUUGCUAUUGACACUGCCCUGAGAGUGCCGGACACCGACAAGGGCAUCGAGGUGAUGAUCCAACUGCACCCUCGUCGCACUGGUACUAAGGCUGGCCCGUCAGCUACCCUCAACGAGUUCGCUGUUUCUUCUUGGUCGGAAGACAUCAAGGAGUGGACGGUGCAUGCGCGAGGACUGGUCUCUGUCACCUACAAAUCGUCUCUCUCUCCGGCCAUGCAGCGCGAGCUGGGCCUUGAGAACAAGCGCUACGCGCAAACCUUUGCCGAAGCCAAAGAGAUCUGCCAGAAGCCUGCACGAAGCUUUCUUUACGACACUGUUGAGACCAUCGGCAUGCAGUAUGGCCCGACUUUCCGCAACAUGACCGAGCUUUUCGCUGGACCCAGUUCAAGCUACGGUAUCAUUAGUGUACCGGAUACCAAGGCCAUCAUGCCCAAGGGUUUCGAAUACCCGUUCGUGGUUCACCCAGCGACCCUCGACUCUGUUCUGCAUCUUCUCUUCCCUUCCAUCAGUGGAGAGGAUCAAUCUCUCAGCGAAGCAGUUGUGCCAUUCUCGUUUGAUAGGAUCUUUGUCUCUGCGAAACUCUCCACAGUCCCUGGAACCAAGCUUCAUGGAUGCUCCACAGCCCAGAAGACCAGCUACACCACUUGGAAGUCCUCUAUCACCAUCUCCGAGAAUCUCUCUGAGCCCAUGAUUAUUAUGGACGGGCUGUCUUUGGCUUCUGUUGGAGAGGGAGACGCAUCUCAGACUCAAGAGACGAGGGCCUCUUGCUUCGGGCAGACUUGGCACGAGGACUCGGACUUGCUGGAGCCCUCGCAGAUUAAGGAGCUUGUCUACAAACGUACCCUCAAGAGCAAGGAUGACGACUCAGUUCUUGACAAGCUUGAGUACGUCUGCCUUGUUCACAUUUACCGUUGCCUCGCCUGGCUCGAGAGUGAGGAGGGCAAAGCUUUCGUGCCCCAAGAUGGCUUCUGGAAGUCUUAUGUCGAGUGGAUGCACGAUACUAUCAAGCAAUUCCCUCCUCUUGCUACCAAUGAGGCGGAAGUUGAGGCCGAGCUUGACGCCGCGCGCAAGAGAAUCGUUCUGUCUGAGAGUGGUGACAUAACGGUGCAGAUGGUCGACCGCAUCGGAGAGAAUCUGAGCAGGAUUUUCUCUCGCGUAGUCGAGCCGUUGCAGGUCAUGACCGAGGGCGAUCUUUUGUACUCCUUCUACCGUGGUGCAUUUGGAACCAGCUUCAACACCAACGUUGCUGAGUACGUUGGAUUGAUCGCCGACAAGAGACCCGGUGUCAACAUCUUGGAGAUUGGUGCUGGCACCGGUGGCACCACGUACCACGUUCUGGAGCGCCUCCGCAAUGCCGAUGGAACUUCCAAGGCGGCGAAGUACUGCUUCACAGACAUCUCGCCGGGAUUCUUGGCCAAGGCGGCCGAUCGCUUCUCGACUGACGCAUCCAUCAUGGAAUUCACCACUCUCAACAUCGAAAACGAGCCUACCGAGCAAGGCUUCACGCCUGAGACCUACGACCUCAUUGUCUGCGCCAACGUACUUCACGCCACCAAGAGUAUUCAAGAGACACUCGCCCACUGCAAGUCGCUCCUCAAGCCUGGUGGUCGUCUUGUGCUCUCUGAGGUUACGAUCAAGCGUAUCUUCAGUGGAUUCAUCAUGGGCCCCCUUCCUGGAUGGUGGCUUGGCGAGGAAGACGGGCGCAUGGGUGGUCCCCUCCUGGAUGUCGAGGAGUGGAACACUGCACUGAACCUGGCCGGCUUUUCGGGUGUCGAUGUCGACAUUCGCGGCGAUCGCGAGGCUUCCAAGGAGCCAGUCUCCUUGAUCAUCUCGACGAAGCCAGAGAAGCAGGUGUCUAUCUCCUCUCAAUUUGUCAUCGUCAGCACAGGCUCCGAGCUAUCUGAAAAGCUUGCACAGUCUAUUAAAGAGCAUUUCGUAUCUACUGGUCAAGAUAUAUCGAUCGCUCAAUGGAACGAGGUCUCGGAGAGCCAGGUCGACGGAAAGUACUGUCUCUGCCUCGCGGAGUGGGAGAACCCCAUCCUUGCCAAUCUCACGGAUGCGAACUGGGAGAAGUUACGUCAAGUGAUUCUUGGCUCCGCCGGAACCCUCUGGAUCACUGGAGGUGCUGCAAUGGAAUGCGCUGAGCCGAUGAAGUCGUUGAUGGUUGGUCUUUCAAGAGCCAUUCGCAACGAGGACGCAGGCGUCCGGCUAGCUACCCUCGACUUGGAGACAGCUAGCAACAUCAACUUCGAAGAAGCUGCCAGCAAUGUCCUCAAGGUGGCUCUAAGCCACAGUCGUGGCGACGGCUUUGACGGCGAGUUCGCUGCUCGCGGCAGCACCGUCUAUAUUCCGAGAGUUGAGAGAACUCUCAAUGUCGACGGCUCUCUUCGCAAGUAUGAAGCCAAGGGACAACCGGAGCUCGUCUCGUUCAAGGGAUGCGGAAGGCCUCUGAAGCUCACCAUCAAGACACCUGGUCUUCUCGAUACCUUCAGAUGGGAAGAGGAUGAGACUUACUAUCAGCCUAUGCUUGAGGACUGGAUCGAGGUCGAGGUCAAGGCAGUGGGUCUCAACUUCAAGGAUGUACUCGUCGCUUUGGGCAAUCUCGCCGAGAACAAGCUCGGAGUCGAUGCAUCUGGAGUCGUCACUCGCGUCGGCUCAGCGGUCUCGGAUUUCAAGGUCGGCGAUCGUGUCAUGACCGCCUCUUGCGACACUUUUGCGACCCACGUCCGCUUCCCGGCCAAGGGUGCCAUUGCCGUCCCUGAAAAGAUGACUUUCGAGGAGGCGGCGUCGAUGCCCCUCAUCUUCCUCACGGCUUACUACUCCCUGGUCACAGCCGGAAGCCUAGUCAAGGACGAGAAAAUUCUGAUCCAUGCCGCUGCGGGAGGUGUUGGUCAAGCCGCAAUCAUGAUCGCACAACGCAAGGGCGCCGAAAUCUUUGCAACUGUCGGCUCGGACGACAAGAAGCAGCUCAUCAUGGAGCAGUACGGAAUUCCCGAGGAUCACAUCUUCAGCAGCCGUGACACCAGUUUCGCAAAGGCCAUCAUGCGGGCUACCAACGGCCAGGGCGUGGAUGUCGUUCUCAACUCCUUGGCUGGUGAAGCUCUUCGCCUCUCAUGGCACUGCCUCGCCAAAUUCGGUCGCUUCUUGGAGAUUGGCAAGGCCGACCUCUUCGCCAACACGGGUCUCGACAUGAAGCCCUUCCUCGAUAACAAGAGCUACAUUGGCGUCAACCUCCUCGAUUUCGAGAACAAUCCCACUCCUCGCGCAGUCGCUCUCUGGGAAGAAACGGCCAAGCUCAUCCACGAUGGCUCCGUCAAGCCCAUUGCGCCGAUCCAGCUCUUCUCCAUGGCCGAGGUUGAGAAGGCCUUCCGCCAUAUGCAGGCCGGCAAGCACAUGGGCAAGGUGGUCGUUCGCGUAGACGAUUCCGACAUGGUUCCUGCCGUUCCUCGUAUGCCGAGUGUGGACAUCCAUGCCGACGCCACCUACGUUGUUGCCGGUGUCGGUGGUAUCUGUAAGGAGAUUGGACGCUGGCUUGCCGAGAAGGGUGCUAAGCAUCUCGUCCUGCUUUCUCGCUCUGCCGCCAGUAGCGAGGAGAACAUGGCUUUUGCCUCUGAGCUUCAGAAGACUUACGAGGCCAACACGUACGCAUAUGAUUGCGAUGUUGGCGACAAGGCUGCCCUUCAAGAGGUGCUGGAGGACUUGGAGGCAAAGGGUGUCCCUGCUGUGAAGGGAUGUGUCACCGGUGCCAUGGUUCUCAGAGAUACUCUCUUUGACAAGAUGACUGCGGACCACGUCCGAACAACCGUCGGACCCAAGGUCCACGGUACCUGGAAUCUGCACGAGCUCCUCCCGCGAGACCUCGACUUCUUUGUGAUGCUCAGCUCCCUCGCCGGAGUCAUGGGCCACCGUGGACAGGGCAACUAUGGCUGUGGCAACAUCUUCCAGGACUACUUCGCGGCGUACCGCCGCAGCCAAGGCCUGCGUGCCAUGACCAUUGAUAUUGGCUACCUUCUCAGCGUCGGCUUCGUGGCCGAGCAUGACGAGUAUGUAGACCACGUCAAGGCGAUGGGCCUCAAGGUGAUGCACAAGAGCGACCUCCACGGCCUCAUGGCCACGGCGCUCGAGGGCUCCGAAGCGCACCCGCCGCAGGUCAUGUGCGGACUCCCCUACAACGAGCACGAUGACGCGUGGUACUGGAUCCAGGACCAGCGGUUCGCCGGCCUCAGGAAGACCGCCGCGGGCUCCGGAGCCGGCGGUUCUGCCACCGUUUCCCUCCGCGACGAGCUGGUUCGCUGUGGUAAGGCGGACGACGAGGCUGUGCACCUGAUCACCUCUGCUCUUGUGCAGCGUCUGGCCAAGUUGAUGAUGAUGCCCGAGGACGAUGUCGAUGCGGGCAAGCCACUGAGUGCUUAUGGCGUUGACAGUUUGGUUGCUGUUGAGGUUAGGAACUGGAUUGCUAAGGAGGUGGCGGUUGAGGUUAGCGUGUUUGACAUCAUGGCCAAUAUCCCCAUGAGGCAGCUGGCGGCGGAUUUGGCUGGGAAGAGCAAGUUGUUGGUCCAGGAAGCUUCAUAGAGUGCAUGUUUAGUUGUUUAGAUCGCUGGAGAUAGGAGU